Messenger RNA from Vespula vulgaris, 2603 nucleotides. RefSeq lists its product as uncharacterized. NCBI's taxonomy places the organism in Eukaryota, Metazoa, Arthropoda, Insecta, Hymenoptera, Vespidae. Gene Ontology annotation, molecular function: serine-type endopeptidase activity. Bases 89 to 2101 code for a protein of 670 amino acids. The transcript has 8 exons. The record is from RefSeq and is a predicted model, not a curated record. Gene Ontology annotation, biological process: proteolysis.
AUAUUAUUAUUUCUACUAAUAUAUCGUGAUCCAUUACAAGAAUUGCGUUGUUUCUUUAUAGAUCUUCGAAAGUAAGUGAAAUAUAAACAUGAUAAAUGUACAAAUUUGUACUGGAAGAUCUUCAGAACAAAUAUUUGUUAGUGAUGAAUCGUUCUCAGUCGGCAAAAUAUGGGAGCAAUUUGAAGAAAUAAUUGGUCUACCAAGAAAAAAUUUUUAUAUAGUUCAUAAUGGCCGAAUUAUUAAUGAAAGUGAUAUAUUCUUGGAUGGCUGUGCGACUAUUAUUCCAAAAUUAUUGGGUGGAAAAGGUGGUUUUGGUUCCAUGUUACGGGCCAUAGGUGCUCAAAUUGAAAAAACUACAAAUCGCGAGGCUUGUAGAGAUUUAAGUGGGCGUAGAUUAAGAGAUAUAAAUGAAGAGAAAAGACUUAAAGCUUGGAUUGAAAAGCAAGCAAAACGUAAAGAAGAAGCAGCAGAACGUAAAAAGAAAAAGUUAGAGAGGCUUUGUGCAGAACCAAAGCAUGAAUUUAAAGAUCAAAAUUAUGAAAAAGAGAGAUCAAUUUUGACAGAAAAAAUUGGAGAUGCAGUAGAAGAAGGUUUUAAAGUUGCUAUUGCUGGAGGUUCAAGUAUUAAAAGAAAAUGUGAAGAAGAAGUUAAAAGUAAUAAGAAGAAAACAAUAUUAGAUUUAGAUAUUGAUUCUGAUGAGCUUGAUACUUCAGAUGAUAGUGAUACAGAAGAUAGUGAACCAGCAAAAUCUAAUAAAUUUGAGCAACAAAUAUCUAAUGAUAGUGGACGUUCCAGUGAUGAAACUGAAAGAGAUAAUGAUAAACUAAAUGAAACAAAGGUUGUAGAUUCAAUUACUUCUGAAAAUAUGAAUGCAUGUACUGACAUUUCAAUUGAAAGUAAUGAAGAAAAAAUAGUAGAUUCUAAAAGUGAAAAAGUAGAUAAAAAGAAUGAAGUUGCUAAUGAAGUUACUAAUGACAUUUCAGUUGAAAGUAGUGAAGAAAAAGUGGUAGAUUCUAACAAUGAAAAAGUAGAUAAAAAGAAUGAAGUUUUAAUAAUAAAUAAUAAUCUGAUAGAGAAUGUUGAAAAAAAUGAAGUUGUAACUUCCAUGGACAUUACAGAAGUAGAAUCUAAAUUCAUAAUGUUUUUUUAUUGGUUAUAUAUUUGUAUUUUUGGUAGUCUUUCCAUUGAUUUGAUUGUAUCGUCACAUGUUGACGUCGUGCAUCACUCAAAUUGGUUACUCUUAGAUCAUGAUAAAUGUGGUAGUUCCAAUACCGAUCGUAUUAUAGGUGGUAAAAAUGCAAAUAUGGGUGCAUAUCCGUGGCUCGCUAGAAUAGGAUACAUCACAGUUAAAUUUAAUCCAGUAAAUUCUAAGGUAGAUUAUAAAUGCGGUGGUUUCUUGAUUAAUAAAUACAAUGUAGUAACAGCUGCUCAUUGUGUGACACAAUUACCGAAAUGUAUAGUCAAUUUUGUUUGUUUCAACAAUUUGAAAAGGCUUAAAAUCACCAAUGUCCGAUUAGGAGAAUAUAACACGAUGACAGAUCCCGAUUGUGAAAAAGAAUACUGUGCCGAACCAGUUCAAAAUAUUCAAAUAGCAUCUAUCGAUGUUCAUAAAGAUUACGAUCAUCCGAAAUUUAGAAAUGACAUUGCUAUAAUACAUUUGGAUAAGCCCGCUAUUUACAAUGAGUUUGUAAUACCUAUUUGUAUACCGCAUGGUGAUUUGAUUGAGAAAGAUUAUACUGGUGAAAUGGCGGAAGUUGCUGGUUGGGGAAUAUAUGAUAUAGAAACUUCUAAAACAAGUCAAUUGCUUCAAACGAUCACAAUGCCGAUCCAAGAAACGGAAAAAUGUAAAGAAAUUUUUAAAACACUUAUUUCAAUAAGCGAUCAACAAAUAUGCGUUGGGGGUGUCAUCGGUGCAGAUUCUUGUCGCGGAGAUAGCGGUGGACCUCUAAUGAAAGUGGAAACCAUUGACGAAUUACCAAAAUAUUACGUCAUCGGAGUGGUUUCUUUUGGUGUACAAGAUUGUGGUGCCACAACAACUCCUGGUGUUUACACCAAAAUAUCUCAUUACAUUACUUGGAUACUUGAUAAUAUUAGUUCAUGAAAUAUCCAUCGGAUGAUAUAUACAGAUUUAGAUAUAUUAUUAAUAUUGCAUAAUAGAAUGAAAUGACGGAUCCUUAGAAAAGUCUAAACUUCUCGUAUUUAUUGUGAAUGUUACUUUGAAAUACCUAGUAAUUUUAUACGUAGGUAAUUUACCUUGGAAAAGAGUCUAUGCCCAGUCAUUUGAAUUCUACUUAAAAUUACCAGGAAAGAUCACAGGGGAAUUUAAUCUAUUCCUAUCUAGAACAAGUACGUGUAUGUAUGUAUUUACGUUUGAUAGAGAUGAUCUAUAAAAUUGUAGAAAUAUUGUUUUGAAUAAUUAAACAGAAUUUAAUUAUUCUAAACAAUAUUACAUUAUAGAGAGUAGGAGGAAGUAUUGUCAGAAGUCGUCUGAAAAAAAAAGUGUAAAAUACGUAAACGGCCGAAGAUCAAUUAGUCAGAAAUACGAUGCUGUAGUGGGAGACACUAGUUGACCAUGGAUGACUUCGGUCUCUCUAUCAUUUGCG